Myripristis murdjan (pinecone soldierfish) is the source of this 2664-nucleotide messenger RNA. RefSeq names its product acyl-CoA thioesterase 11b (gene acot11b). Gene Ontology annotation, molecular function: lipid binding; long-chain fatty acyl-CoA hydrolase activity. The record is from RefSeq and is a predicted model, not a curated record. Bases 194 to 2077 code for a protein of 627 amino acids. Gene Ontology annotation, biological process: acyl-CoA metabolic process. Gene Ontology annotation, cellular component: cytosol; cytoplasm. Lineage: Eukaryota; Metazoa; Chordata; Actinopteri; Holocentriformes; Holocentridae. The transcript is spliced from 15 exons.
UGCGUGUGAGUGUGUAUGUGUGUCUACGUGUGUGUUGAGGACUGGGGGGAAAUGGAGGGAGUCGCCGUGCGGGCUGCAGUCUGCUCGCUCUCCCCCGGUGUGUUUACGGUCUAGUGGUUUGUGUUCAUUGAUUGUCACCUCGGCGUUACCGUGACCUCACCUUCAGCAACAGGCUGCCAACUCGUUUGUAGUUAUGGCGUCAGAGGGGACAGAUGAGAACACCCCGCAGGACCCUCUGUUCAUCCUGGAGAAUGGGGAAGUGUACCGAAACCCCACCGAAGUGAAGAUGAGUCAAAUAGUGCUACCCUGCCACGCCAACCACUGUGGGGAGCUGAGUGCGGGACAGCUGCUCAAAUGGAUGGACUCCACAGCCUGCCUGUCUGCUGAGAGACAUGCCGGCUGUUCCUGUAUCACUGCCUCCGUGGAUGACAUCCACUUUGAACGCACCAUAGAGGUUGGACAGGUAGUCAACAUCAUAGCAAAGGUCAACAGAGCCUUCACAUCCAGUAUGGAGGUGGGCAUUUUGGUCACUUGUGAAGAUCUCUACACUGACAGGCAGUGGAAGGUUUGCCACGCCUUCGCCACCUUUGUGGCCCGACGCACUGAAGCAGGGAAGGUGCAGCUGAAGCAGGUGAUCCCACGUACACAAAUGGAGCAGAUGGAAUACAGCCUCGCAGCGGAGAGGAGGAGGAUGAGGCUGAUCCAUGCUGAGAUCAUUACAGACCUACUGAGCAGCAGCACCGCUCAACUGGGGGAAUGCCAGGAGUACCAGGAUGCUGUGCCAGCUGAGCGAACGCGAGUGGAGAGUGUGGAGCUGGUACUGCCGCCCCAUGCCAACCACCAAGUCAGCACCUUCGGGGGCCAGAUCAUGGCCUGGAUGGAGAAUGUAGCUACUAUUGCAGCUAGUCGUUUGUGCAAUGCUCACCCAACCUUGAGGACGAUAGACAUGUUCCAUUUUCGUGGCCCAUCUCACAUCGGUGACCGCCUGGUACUGAAAGCCAUUGUCAACAAUGCCUUCAAGAACAGCAUGGAGGUGGGUGUAUGUGCAGAGGCCUACCAGGGGGGAGAGCCCCUGCGUCAUAUAAAUAGUGCCUUUAUGACCUUUGAGGUGCUGGACAGUGACAGGAAGCCUCGCACAUUGCCACGGUUACGACCCGAGCCUGUGGAUGGAAAAAGGCGCUACCAAGAAGCUAUUGCCAGAAAGAAGAUACGCCUAGAUAGGAAAUACAUCAUCUCCUGUAAGCAAACUGAAGUGCCCCUGUCUGUACCUUGGGACCCAAGUAACCAGAUGUACCUGAGCUACAACAAUGUAUCAGCACUGAAACUGAUGGAUGCACGAAACAACUGGGUUUUAACCUCUGAGAAAAAUAAGGUCAGUCUGUACACACUGGAGGAGAACCAGGUGCUGUGCUUUAAGGUGGAGAUGCAUGUCAGCAUCCCGGCGGAGCAGACAUUCCACUUGCUGUCAGACCUGAGAAGGAGAAAGGAGUGGGACCGGCAUUACGAGGAGUGUGAGCUGAUCAACCAGGCCGAUGAGGAAGACACUCUGUAUCGUGUAGCCACGCCGUCGGUCAGUAAAGGGAGCAAAGGCCAGGAUUUCAUCUUGCUGGCAUCCAGGAGAAAGCCAUGCGAUGCCGGAUCACGUACUACAACCAGGCCACCCCUGGUGUCCUUCCCUACAUCUCCACAGAUAUUGCUGGGCUGUCCUCCAGCUUCUACUGUGCUUUCUCUGCCUGUAGCCACUUCCUGGAAGCCAACAAAGACAGCCUGGCUGCUCUGCCGCCCUCUGCACUGUGACAGUGCAGCGCCACCGUGGGCCACUCUCCCUGGAAGAGGAAAAGUAAAUUCAGUAGGAGGGAAUCGUAUCAUCCUGGUGUCUUUGUCCCAUUUUCCCUCUGUGGCGGAGGUGCUGUGCUGUUGGAGAAGCGGUGGUUCAAUGUCACCGUCUCACUCUGCACACACUGAGCUCACCAAACCUCACAAUAAUGGAUCUAAGGGUCAUCGCAACAAGUUCUUCCCUCAGUCCAUCCAACACCACAUCGCUCAUUCUGAAACUGACAAGAAAGCCCUGAAAUAAAUAAAACAAACGGCUUGGACGACGUAUGCCUCUUUCCUUUAUGGACUAAUGGAUAUGAAGCAAGCACUUCAAGUUUUUCGUCAUGAGUCACACUUGGAUUUUAAGCUGCUUAAAUUUUAUUAGAGCUGAUGUUGUAAUAAUAUAUUUUGUGCAACACUAAUCCGUUGACCAGUGGAGCAUAUAUGGGUACGUACGUCAGUAGUUUCAUGUAUAUAACAUGAUCCCUGCAAUUGAUGAACUUUGACACUGCCAUCUGUGUGUUGGCAUCUUUGUUACAGUACCUGAUGUGGAUGAAGAUAGUCUUUUUCUUAGGCUGAGAUGUUUGAAUAAGCAUGUUUUGUAACAGUCUAUUUUCUACCUCCUUGAGUAAAGUUCUUAAAUUAUCUGAUUAUUGCUUUAAAAUGUGAGAAUCAAGAUGUAUAUUUAGUGUAAUAAUGAUGCUAUCGUAAUUUCAGACUGCAGUCUGCUCUAAUUUUAGAGAAACACAUGCACUCUUUUGUUUAAUACAUCAACAUGCACUAUGGUCAAGUAUCUCACAUGACAAGCUGCCUUGAUUUAACUCAAACAAUAAACACAAUAGACCAAUG